Molecule: messenger RNA, 1432 nt
Organism: Nicotiana attenuata
Lineage: Eukaryota; Viridiplantae; Streptophyta; Magnoliopsida; Solanales; Solanaceae
Product: probable WRKY transcription factor 71
Exons: 3
Coding region: 136-1188 (350 amino acids)
Biological process (GO): regulation of DNA-templated transcription
Molecular function (GO): sequence-specific DNA binding; DNA-binding transcription factor activity
Source: RefSeq, a predicted model, not a curated record
AGACCUUAGCAAAGCUAGCUCAAACCAAAAUCUUCUUGUCAAAGUUUAAAUACAAACACAUUAUCAACCUCUUGUCAAACCCCAACCUCCCCUCCCCCUCCCCCAAAAACUCCCUUUUCUUCUUCUUCUUUUUCCAUGGCUGAUGAACUAAGAGAUUUCUAUUAUCACCAGCCAUUUCAAGAAGAUAUUAGGCUUGGUUAUAAUAAUCUUUAUUCUCAAACUAGGGUUGGAGAUAGUAAUGAUUCUUCUACGGUUCAGAAUAUACAUAUGCUUGAUCCUUCUUUUAUGAGCUAUACUCAUGAGUAUUUACAUGGAUCAAGUAGUGAUUAUGCUAAUUCACUUGGAAAACCCUUUGGAUUUUCAGCUCCAUCUACACCCUCUGAUCAGGCAUUUUCUUCUAUUAUCAAUAAAGAUCAUGAUGUAAAACCUGUUUUGGAUGUUAUUAAUAAUAAUGAUGUUAUUGUUGGAGGAGGAAGUGAAACUCCAGUUACACCAAACUCUUCAAUCUCUAAUUCUUCUUCCAAUGAAGCUGCUGGUGAUGAUCAGGAUUCAAACAAGAAUACUAAUAAUACCAAGAAAGAUAAGGAAGUGAAGGAAAGUUUAGAAGAUGGUGAAGAUGCAUCUAAAAAAGAGAACAAAGCAAAAAAGAAGGAGAAGACACAAAGGCCACAAAAAUUUGCAUUCAUGACAAAGAGUGAGGUUGAUCAUCUUGAAGAUGGAUAUAGAUGGAGGAAAUAUGGACAGAAGGCUGUUAAGAAUAGCCCUUAUCCAAGAAGCUAUUAUAGGUGCACAAGUCAAAAAUGUCCAGUAAAGAAACGUGUGGAGAGGUCAUAUCAAGAUCCAUCAAUUGUAAUCACAACAUAUGAGGGUCAACACAACCAUCAUUUGCCAUCUACUCUACGUGGAAACGUUGCUCGAAUGUUGAAUCCUUCCAUGUUAAGUUCACCUUCGCCAUUAAUGGCGGCGCCACAGGCUUUUCAUCAACAACUUAUGAAUAUGGCACAAAUGCCUCAUCAAUUCUAUGGCAGUAGUGGUUUUGGCAUUAAUCCCCCUACGAACAGCAGCUCCAAUAUGUAUAAUCAAAAUGUAAUAACUCAACAUGAGCUUCAUCAACAGCUGCAGUUUUCUCCUGACUAUGGACUACUCCAAGACAUGGUUCCCUCUAUGUUUCUUAAACAAGAGCCAUGAGAGUCUUGAGGCUUUGAGACUCUUGUGCUCUAGCUCUAAUAAUUUUAUUAACCCUACUUGAACCUUAUUUAUUUAUAGCUUAUUUUUCUUUCUUUUUUUGGUUUGUAAGAUGUAGUGUCUAGUAAUUUAGAGAUGUAGAUGGACCAUGAAUCGAUCUCUUACUUAUGAUCUCAUAUAUUUAGUACUUUCACAUUAUAUAUAUCUAAUUUUCUCUUCUUUGAUAUUGCAUAGAUUAUCUUUUGAA